CGCGAUGUCACUUGACUACGUCAAUGCAUGAUCUCCGCGGAAGAGAUUUCUCCCUCUGGUCUUCUCCCGGCUUGCUCCGCUUCAUCGCUCCGUUUACUCGUCGGAGUCUCUAAUCUAACCACGAUAACGAUGUCUUUCGAAGUGAUUUUACGUAGAAAACAGCAGUAGUGUGUCGUUGACCAUCGCUACGGCCGCUCUGUCUCGGUGACAAAGUACGAGAUCAAUCGCGUCCUCCCGUCUCGUGAUUUAUUUCUUUUGUCUUUAUCGCCCUCUCUAUUUCGAUUCAAUCAGAAGAAUCGCCAAUUCAAUCACACUACUCGACGUUGCAAUCAACAUUUUUCUCCCGAUUGCUGGUGAUUCGUGAUAUCUAUCUUCCGCGUGUAUUGCUCCGCGACAAAUACGCAUUCCUCCCCGUGUGUGAUCUAUUAAGAGCCGACGUCUCUCGGGAUAAUCGAGAGUCGCAAGAAGUAUUCGAUGAGCGUCAUCGAGUAAGCGUGAUAUCGGACGCAAGCGACGAGGAUCUUCCGGCAACUGGCAAACGGCCAAUUAUCCUGCUCCUUGCAGAAGAUACUGGAGACCGCACCAUGUACUCGAUCCUGCUAUUAGCAAGAUCCGCCCGACACGGGCAUUUAUCACGGAGAUUGUCCUCGUCAUUUGUGAGACUGCCGCAGCUAACAAUGGUUAAAGAUGCGUCUCAAGGGUACGCGCGAAGAGAGCUGCAAACCUCGGAGAGACCACGCAGGCAGCAGACCUUUACGGAGCGCUCCGAAUUACAGUAUGCCCGUCGACUAGUAAUCAAACUCGGCAGCGCUGUUAUAACGAGGGAGGACGAACACGGCCUGGCUCUCGGACGUCUCGCAUCCAUCGUGGAGCAGGUAGCCGAGUGCCAGAUCGACGGACGCGAAUGCAUCAUGGUGACCAGCGGUGCGGUUGCCUUUGGCAAGCAGAAGCUCACUCAGGAGCUUUUAAUGUCUAUGUCGAUGAGAGAGACCCUGAGCCCUACGGAUCACACACGGGAACACGCAGGAACCAUGCUGGAACCCAGAGCGGCCGCUGCGGUAGGCCAAUCAGGUCUCAUGUCCCUCUACGACGCGAUGUUCGCGCAGUACGGAGUCAAGAUCGCCCAGGUGUUGGUGACCAAGCCCGACUUUUACAACGAGGAGACCCGUAAGAACCUCUUCAGCACGUUGAGCGAGCUAAUCAGCCUGAACAUCGUUCCAAUCAUCAAUACGAACGACGCAGUAUCACCGCCGCCAGAUAUUGACGACGAAGUCGCCGGCGGUAGCGGCAGACGAGGUAUAUCCAUCAAGGACAACGAUUCCCUGGCGGCGAUGUUGGCGGCCGAGAUCCAGGCAGACCUGCUGGUUCUCAUGACCGACGUUGAUGGGAUCUACAACCUGCCGCCUUGGCAGGAUGGCGCAAAGAUGUUGCACACCUUCAGCUCCGAUCAUAGAAGUACCAUCAAGUUCGGGGAGAAGUCAAAGGUGGGCACCGGCGGUAUGAGCUCCAAGGUCAACGCUGCUCUCUGGGCGAUGGAUCGCGGCGUCGCGGUGGUCAUCUGUAAAGGCACCCAGGAAAAAGCCAUUAAGAGUAUCAUAACCGGCAGAAAAAUUGGAACAUUUUUCACGCAGGCCGCUGUCUCGUCCACUCCCGUCGAGGUGAUCGCUGAAAAUGCUCGCCUCGGCAGUAGAGUGUUGCAGGCGUUACGCCCGGAGGAACGUGCCGAAUGUAUCAGAACUCUGGCGGACUUGUUGGAGUCGAGACAGUCCGACAUCCUCGCAGCGAACGCGAUGGAUCUGGAAGCCGCGAGCAAAAAGAACCUGGCCAAGGCCCUGCUCUCGCGCCUGUCCCUGACGUCGGCGAAGCUCAAGUCCUUGAGUUCCGGUCUGCAUAAGAUCGCGGAAGAUUCGUUGAACAACGUGGGUCGAGUGCUACGUAGAACGAAACUGGCCGAGGGCCUGGAAUUGCAGCAGAUAACAGUGCCCAUCGGCGUGCUGCUGGUGAUCUUCGAGUCCAGACCGGACAGUCUGCCCCAAGUGGCCGCUUUAGCUAUGUCCAGCGCCAACGGGCUCCUUCUGAAAGGUGGCAAGGAGGCCGCUCAUAGCAACAAGUACCUGAUGAAGCUCGUGAAGGAAGCGCUCGGAAAAUUCGACGCCUCCAAUGCUAUUUCGCUCGUGUCUACGAGGGAGGACGUGAGCGAUCUUCUCUCGAUGGAGAAGCACAUUGAUCUCAUCAUACCUCGCGGUAGCUCGGAUCUCGUCCGCACAAUCCAGGAGCAAUCCAAGCACAUACCCGUGCUGGGACACGCCGAGGGUAUCUGUCAUGUUUAUGUUGACAAGGAUGCGGAUCUGGCAAAAGCUUUGAAGAUCAUCAGGGAUUCCAAGUGCGAUUAUCCGGCUGCGUGCAAUGCGAUGGAGACCUUGCUGAUACACGAGAGUCUCAUGAACAGCAACUUCUUUAAUGACGUAUGCAACUUGCUGCACAAAGAAGAAGUGAAAAUCAAUUCUGGCCCAAAGAUAAGAGAGCUAUUGACUUUCGGUCCACCUGCCGCCAAAAGCAUGCGAACCGAGUACGGCUCACUCGAAUGUACCAUAGAGGUAGUCUCCGACAUCGACGACGCUAUCAACCACAUUCAUAAAUAUGGCAGCAAUCAUACCGAUGUCAUUGUUACCGAGAACACUAACGCGGCCACACACUUCCAGAGGGAGGUGGACAGUGCGUGUGUUUUCCACAAUGCCAGCACUAGGUUUGCCGAUGGCUACAGAUUCGGUCUUGGAGCAGAGGUCGGUAUUUCGACAACACGUAUCCAUGCACGCGGUCCAGUUGGAGUGGACGGAUUAUUAACGACGAAAUGGAUUUUGAAAGGGGACGGACACGCGGUGACGGAUUUUGCUGAAGGAGGCAGUGGAAUCUAUCUUCAUCAACCUUUACCUCUUACCGAAUCGUGACUCGAUCGCUUUGUUAUCUCGAGAUUGUUAUAUAAUACGAAAAAUAACUUUUAUAAGAUUCUUUGUCCCUCACUGUAGCCAUGUCGAAUUAUGAAGUGAGACAUCAUAUGAAUUUUCUAUUGCGAAAAACGUCAAAAUAAAUUAGUUUUUUUUCUAGUUUAUGUCGCUUAGAUAGAUAUAUUGCUAAAGAUUAGCAAAUAUCUAUAAAAUUUAUAAACUGUCUAUUAUUUCGCUAAAGACACACGCAGAUUAAGUUAUCAAGUGUACAUUUGUUAAUACAAAAUAACAAAAAAUCUUGGGCAUAUCUUACCAAUAUUGUCGAAUGCUGUAAUGGUAAUAUAAAAAAACUAAUUUAUUUUUGAAAAUGUAUUUAUAUGUAAAAAAUGUUUAUAUAAUAAAUAAUUUCUCGCUUCUGUCAUAAUUUAAUCUAGUUAUAGCAAGAAACCGCAAGAGUCUUAUGGAAAAAGUACGGUGCAUAUCAAAUCUUGGAAAAUAUAAAUCAAAAUACCG
Molecule: messenger RNA, 3458 nt
Organism: Formica exsecta
Lineage: Eukaryota; Metazoa; Arthropoda; Insecta; Hymenoptera; Formicidae
Gene: P5CS
Product: delta-1-pyrroline-5-carboxylate synthase
Exons: 6
Coding region: 585-2948 (787 amino acids)
Cellular component (GO): mitochondrion; cytoplasm
Molecular function (GO): glutamate 5-kinase activity; glutamate-5-semialdehyde dehydrogenase (NADP+) activity; ATP binding
Source: RefSeq, a predicted model, not a curated record